This is a messenger RNA of Pantherophis guttatus, 1392 nucleotides long. RefSeq names its product monoacylglycerol O-acyltransferase 3 (gene MOGAT3). Gene Ontology annotation, molecular function: diacylglycerol O-acyltransferase activity. Gene Ontology annotation, cellular component: endoplasmic reticulum membrane. Gene Ontology annotation, biological process: triglyceride biosynthetic process. The record is from RefSeq and is a predicted model, not a curated record. NCBI's taxonomy places the organism in Eukaryota, Metazoa, Chordata, Lepidosauria, Squamata, Colubridae.
UCUCCAGCCUGUAAAGCAAAAGCCGGGGUGUGUCGCCCCGGGUGCAGCCCAGCCCCUGGGCAAGAGCUGCUGGAGGUCCUCUUUGGGGCACAACAGAGCCCCGCGUGUCCUUGGAGAUAUGGGCAGCCGCAGCAGGCCUGGGCUGGUGGGCUCGCUGCGGUGAUUCCAAUUACAGCCAUCCAGGUUUUCUUUUUAACUCCCAGCUACUCCCUAGGGAGCCCUCUGAUGGAUUUCCUUGGGAUCCGGAAUCCUAGGGAUCUGAUUGGCUGGCCAGUCUAAGGAAGCCAGGUCAGCCAGAGAAGAUGAUCCUGCGCAAGCAGCUGGAAGCCCUCAGCGUCCUGCAGUGGGUGCUGACCUUCCUGUUCUUCGGCCUCUUCUUCACCCUGCUUCUCAUCUACCUGCUCUUCACCUCCUUCUGGUCCCUGAGCGUGCUCUACUUCGUCUGGUGGAUUAUGGACUUGGACACCCCCAUGCAAGGAGGCCGUCGUAACGAGCGGUUCAGGCGGUGGAAGGUCUGGGAGCUGCACAGGAACUAUUUCCCCAUCAAGCUGGUGAAGACUGCCGAACUGCCACCCACCAGAAAUUACGUCCUGGGGUCCCACCCCCAUGGCAUCAUCUGUGCGGGAGCCUUUUCUGCCUUUUGCACGGAGGCAUGUGGCUUCUCCCGGGCCUUUCCCGGCCUGUCCUCCAGCCUGGCCGUCCUCGCUGGUCUCUUCUACGUGCCCGUGUAUCGCGAGUAUCUGAUGAGCUCAGGGAUGGUGCCAGUCAGCAAGAGGUCCCUGGACUUCCUGCUCCGAGCGGGACCUGGACACGCGGUGGUCAUCGUGGUGGGCGGGGCCACAGAGUCCCUGGACUGCAACCCGGGCGAGCAGCGCCUGCAUCUCUCGGGCAGGCGAGGCUUCGUGCGGCUUGCACUGCAGCACGGGGCAGACCUCGUCCCCGUUUUCUCCUUCGGAGAGAAUGACAUUUUCCGGCAGAUUCAGUUCCCCGAGGGCAGCCUCCUCCGCCGUCUCCAGCUUCACUUCAAGCAGCUGGCUGGCUUUGCUCCCUGCCUUUUCGUGGGGCGCAGCCUCUUUUUCAGCCGCUGCUGGGGGCUCCUGCCCCAGCCCUCCCCCAUCACGGUUGUGGUGGGGAAGCCGAUCCUCGUCCCUUUGUGUCCACACCCCAAACCGGAGGAGGUGGACCGCUACCAUGCCCUCUAUGUCCAGGCACUGCAGCAACUCUUCGAGGAGCACAAGGGCAACUGUGGCCUCCCCUCCUCACAGCAGCUCUUCAUCACCUAGGGACCCCCUCCCCGGCCAGGGAACCGGGCGCCUGUCUCUGCUGCAGGCUCAGGCAGGGGUCCCCUCUUCUGCUCCCCAGUCCCAAUAAAGAGUGUUACAUUUUGUGGCA